Molecule: messenger RNA, 2420 nt
Organism: Arabidopsis thaliana (thale cress)
Lineage: Eukaryota; Viridiplantae; Streptophyta; Magnoliopsida; Brassicales; Brassicaceae
Product: C2 calcium/lipid-binding endonuclease/exonuclease/phosphatase
Exons: 22
Coding region: 1-1884 (627 amino acids)
Cellular component (GO): membrane; endomembrane system; cytoplasm
Molecular function (GO): lipid binding
Source: RefSeq, marked reviewed
AUGGCUGGCUGGAGUCGUAUGAUGACUUACCGAUCCAUCAAGCGAGUCUCCAAGGCAGUUGAUAUGAAAGUUCUAGGCUCUCUUAGCAGAGACGAUUUUGAAGAAAAUUUUGUGGUCAAAUGGCUGAAUAAACUACUGAGCAAGAUGUGGCCUUAUAUUGCAGAGGCAGCAACCAUGGUAGUAAGAUAUUCUGUUGAACCUCUUCUUGAAGAUUACAGACCACCAGGAAUUACUUCCCUCAAGUUCAGCAAAUUGACCUUGGGUAACAAAGCACCAAAGAUUGAAUGUAAAAUAAGGUAUUCGUGUUCAAAGUUUCAAGGAAGAUUGAGUAUCUCUACAAACACUUGUUUCUGGCUGAAACAGUUGAAGGAUCUUCAAGUUUUCACAGUUGCACGUGUUAUCUUUCAACUUGCGGAUGAGAUUCCUCGUAUAUCUGCUGUUGUUGUUGCUCUACUGGCUGAGCCAAAACCAAGAAUUGAUUACACUCUGAAGGCUGUCCGUGGAAGCUUAACAGCAAUUCCUGGACUAUCUGCUAUGAUUGAUGACACUGUUGAUACUAUCGUUAUAGACAUGCUUCAGUGGCCUCAUAGAAUUGUUUUCCCCAUUGGUGGUAUACCUGUUGAUUUAAGUGAUUUUGAGCUUAAGCCACAGAGGAAGCUUAUAUAUAAAACAAAGGCAAUCGAGAACAAUCUGAAUCCUGUCUGGGAUCAAACAUUCGAAUUGAUUGUAGAGGACAAAGAAACCCAGUCGCUCACUGUAGAGGUAUUUGAUAAAGACGUAGGCCAAGAUGAGCGUCUUGGACUUGUGAAACUUCCCUUAAGUAGUUUGGAAGCCGGAGUUACAAAAGAACUGGAGCUAAAUCUGAGCAAGAUGUGGCCUUAUAUUGCAGAGACCAUCUUUCGGCCUAAUGGUGCUCAUCGCUGUCACAACUACAUGAAGUACCCAAACAUCAUGAAACUAGGCGAAGCUGCGAUUCUUCACUACACUUACUCGAAAUUUUCAGAUCUUACUGCAAGACGUGAUCGAUGUUGCUGCAAACCAAAAGAAGAGGAUGUCAAGAUAUGUUUCAUGCUAGACUUUGACAGAGCCAUAAGCCCGAGGAACAAGAAGUUUCAACAAGGGCUUAUGUCAAAUGCUACAGUUAAAUCUGUACCUUUCUCUAUCAACAACAGCAAGGGAAAGGAACUCAAGAUAGUAGGAGCAGCUAUGGGAAGUGAUAGUGAUAGAGAUGAAAUUGAGGCAAUGACGGUUCAAGAACUUAAGAGUCACAUUGAGGCAAGUCUAUACUCUUUUCGUUUCUCUUGCUGCUUUGUUAUUGUUUCUGUGGACAUCCAGAUUCUUGACGCAAACAAGAACUUAUCUCAACUUUACGACUUCAUAUGGACAGCAAUUUUACCUGCUUAUGGCAUUGAAAACAGAGAGAAAAGAGUAAAACAGUCUACUGAGAAAAACUUGAAAGCUAAAGUAGUUUCUUCAAAAGAUAUCUCAAAAGAAUGGAAGAAUAUAAAACCACUCAGAGUUAGAUAUGGUACUGGUCUAUCUGGAUCAGAUCAUGACAUGGAAGGGCGUAUGGUAACUGCUGAAUUCGACUCCUUCUACUUGAUAAGUACUUAUGUCCCUAAUUCUGUAGAUGGCUUAAAAGGACUGGUACUCCUCAAAUUAAAUGCGAUCGAAGAUUGGGAUCGAACCCUUAGCAAUCACAUCAAAGAUCUGGAGAAGUCUAAGCCUGUAGUCUUGACUGGUGAUCUAAAUUGUGCUCAUGAAGAGAUUGAUAUCUUCAAUCCCGCGGAAGCAGCAUAUCUGGUGUUGUCGGUUACACUUAUUAGGGUUAUCGCCAUGGUGGCCGCAAAACCAACAAAGGAUACCAUUCAAAAGAAUAUAUAAGUGAAGCAAGCAUGAGAGGUGCAAUUCUCAAAGCCAAUGAUAUUCCUGGGCAUAUUCUUAGUCCAGCUCCAAACAAUAUCAUCUCGAAAUUUUUACCUAUCGUCUCAAUGCCUCGUCCCAAGAAUCUCUAUGGCUUGAACCGUUCCGCGUUUUCCCAAAUGAUCGAGUCUCUUUCUAUAGCCCAAUUGUUCACAAGAAUCUGAGUAUUUUCAGGAAUGGGAUACCCUAAAAUCUCUAUGUUUGACUCAAAUUUAUGCGGGAUGAGAAAUAGACUUGGUGGGUGCAAAAGGAGGGUCUCUGUUACAACAGCUCACUACAAGAAUAUUGAUCUUUUGUAGCGUUCGAAUAACGCUAUCUAACUAUACUAUAGCGUUUUAACAAGCGCUCUAUCAUCGUCCGUCAUAGUAGGUCGAAGACGUAAUAUAGCGGAUUUUCUUUGUGCUAUUGUACUGUUAGUUAUUAUAGCGCAUUCUUUGCUGAAAUAUUAGAUUUUACAAUAGCAUUUCAAUUUUGUUAUUAAUGAUAUUAUUCAAUGC